Molecule: messenger RNA, 1803 nt
Organism: Peniophora sp. CBMAI 1063
Lineage: Eukaryota; Fungi; Basidiomycota; Agaricomycetes; Russulales; Peniophoraceae
Source: the annotation of a GenBank genome assembly
AUGGUCUCAGAGAACGGCGGAGCAGAAGCAGGCUGGGAGAAGUUCGUCGAUGCGCGCUUUUCUCCUCUCGUGAGAAGCGAGGUUUCGGCCGCCGGGCGACUUGCUAUGCUCGAUGCAGAAGUACUCUCUGUGAAGAAGGCCUAUAUCAGAGCCCUGCGGUUGAGGAAUGCUGGAACCUCCCUAUUGCGACUUCCGUCCGAAGUUUUGACUUCGAUUCUCGAGCAACUUAAGGCAUUCUGGCCACCUUCUCGCCGUUCAGGCGGUCAUAAAUCUAUCGUCUAUCAGUCAGGAUGGUUUACUACAGCUCACGUCUGUAGUCGUAUGCGCGAGAUUGCACUCAACUCGCCCAGUCUUUGGGCUACGCACGUAAACGCACAGGACAUCUCACCUAACUUCAUCCCUGCCACACUCCUUCGCUCUCGAGAUCUACUGAUCGAUAUCACGUACAAGUGGGACGAGGCUAUCGAGUUUGAGCGCCCUAGCGGCCGGAGCACUCACCCAAUGGAACUCUGGCUGUCCCCGGCGUUAGCACAUCGUACAAGGCGCCUCUGUCUACGCGAGUUCAUUUCAGCGAAGCGAUGGCCGGUUACGGAGAUACCCCGAGAGAUGCCACAGCUUCAGGAGCUGGUGAUCAUUGGAUUACCGCUGUCCGAAUCUUGCCCCGCGUUCGAGCUGCCGCCGCACCUGCAUAGCAUGUCCCAAAUUCGGCGACUGUCUCUCAGAUACUAUCGUCCGCCCUGGGACUCCGCCGUAUUUUCUGCCAAUAUGGUCUACCUAAAGCUAGGAUUCCUCGACAAAGUGACGUUAGCUUGUCUACCAACGCUCGAUCAAUUCCAGGCUAUGCUCUCUCGUCUUCCAACCUUGGAGACGCUGAUCCUCGAGAACAUCCAUCCUCAAGACUGCGACGACACAGAUAAAAUAUCACUUCCAUCGACUCUACGCUUAUUCCAGCUCCACACGAUGCAUGAAAAUGUAGACCGCGCUUUGCAAUUCACGACAUGCCUACGAAUCCCCGCACAGUGUUCAACACUCUUCAGGAUGCAAGACUCGACAUUCAGCCAUAUUCGCUCGGGAGGGAGUGUUGCUCCAAAGGCCUCUGAGGCGCUCGUAGAACGUUGCAUAUCCAACAUUUUUCAGUUUGACGACCAAGACGACAGCCCUCAAUUCCGAGAAUUGAUCUUCAAUAUGUGUACUGUCGCCGGGUUCGUCGACACACAACCGCGCGAACACUGGACCAAGGGCUGGUAUGCCACUCCCAACCAGUACGAGAUAGCCUGGCAGGGGCGAUAUCGCGACCCGCGCUUUGAGUCGCCAACGCGGCACUUGAGUUCCAUUGGCAAUGUGCCCGGCCCGGGAUUCUUUCACACGAACGUUACCUUGGAGCACGCCCUUGCCAUAACUUUCUCCGCCAAUCUCCUCGAGAUCCACAACGCGGUCAGACUCGACUACCUGGCCAGCCACGCGACAAUAGUUCGUCGAUUGGGGAUCAUCAUUCCAUACCCGUCGGCCUCUUCUCUCUUACACAUGCUCGCGGAACAUCUCUCAUCGGCUCCCUCCCUCGACGAAGGGAACUUACGAGCACCUCUAUUUCCCCUCCUAGAGACACUCGUGAUUCACGUGAAAGAGAGCGUUCUGAGAGGGGCGAUGUUUAUCGCGGAGUCCACGGCCUUGACAAAUGUCAUCCUUGCCAGGAAGCGGUCCGACGUCGUUCUCCCGUUAAGGGAGAUCAUCAUCUCGAAAGCGGCGGAAAAUUGGGCAGUAUGGGAUACACUUCGAGACGAAGUAGCCGUUACAUUCUUCUGA